GCUUUGUGGCUUUGAGAACACAUUCAAAAUUAUUAGCUAAAAUUUCACGUAAAUUUUCUUUCUAUGCCAACAAACUCCUCUUCGGAAGAAUGAUCAAUGAGCUAUCCGCUCCUAAGCUUAAGCUUCUAUUCAUCAAUGUAUUUUUGAUUUUGCACAGUGCCACUUAUUUGAAUGUAUACCGCCUAUAUGCAGACUUGAAAAAUGUAAAAGCUGGCGUGGAUGGCUCCAAUGAGGAGAUUUGGAUAAGGGAGAUCUUCAUAUUCCUAAUCAGUGUUCUCAUAGUGAUUCGCUUUUGUCUAUGCUUCGUAGGACUGGCUGCUAACAUUGUGGCCAUAUACCCAAUUCUAACAAAUUCGCAAGCUGAGAUGCUUACGCCUACCAUCAUAGUGCAGGCCAUUGACAAUGUAAUCCUAAAUCUCUACGAGAUCAUUUUGGGCUACGGCAGCUUGUGCUAUCUCUAUCCGGAAAGUACAGCUGUUUUUAUCUUUUUCGUCAUGAAGAUGGGAGUGAAGAUUGUCUGUAGCAUCUCCGUACUGAAUAUUUAUUCGGACCAGCACAAUCACUUGGCAAGUCUGGUUUCCUUCAACGAGGAAUCGCAUAGCCUGGGUCCAGACAGUGUAAAUGAAAUUGAAUUGGCCAACCAAAACCUGGAUUUUUCCUAACUAAUUAUAUAUUUAUUUUAAAAUAUAACAAUCUUGCAUUGUAAUGUUUAAGCUAUAA
This is a messenger RNA of Drosophila teissieri, 720 nucleotides long. RefSeq lists its product as uncharacterized. Lineage: Eukaryota; Metazoa; Arthropoda; Insecta; Diptera; Drosophilidae. The coding region runs from base 90 to 662 and encodes 190 amino acids. The transcript has 3 exons. The record is from RefSeq and is a predicted model, not a curated record.